Messenger RNA from Magnolia sinica, 1878 nucleotides. Its product is annotated as phospholipase A1-Ibeta2, chloroplastic-like. Gene Ontology annotation, biological process: lipid metabolic process. NCBI's taxonomy places the organism in Eukaryota, Viridiplantae, Streptophyta, Magnoliopsida, Magnoliales, Magnoliaceae. The transcript has a single exon. Gene Ontology annotation, molecular function: glycerophospholipase activity. The record is from RefSeq and is a predicted model, not a curated record. The coding region runs from base 13 to 1563 and encodes 516 amino acids.
CGCGCCUACGACAUGCAGAUAGGCUCCAUGAUUACAGCUCCGACACAACCCACUUUUCGAAUCCGCCGCGCCCCGGGCACGUGCCGCGUGUCUCCUCUAAACCCCUCACGAAAGGCUUUCGCAUCGGCCCAAACUCUCAGAAACCCGGCGGAUUGCACCCUUUUCGACCCGGAGGGGAGACGCAGCGAGUCGACGCGGACCCACAUCUUCAACAUAGUGAGGCUGCUUCAAAAGAGUUGCCAAAAGGAUACAGCCAAACCAACGCCGGAAAACAGAUGGAAGAGUGCCCUCGAUGGUCUCAAUCUCGCCGGAAUCUGGCCAGGAUCAAAGAAGGCCGAGCAAAUGUCGCCGCGGCAUCUGAACAACCUCCAGAGACUGCUCUCCAGACCACCAGAUUGUUCUCCGAGGAACCAUCUCGGUAAUCGGUGGGUCGAGUACCACGGCUGCAACGACUGGGCCGGCCUCCUCGACCCCCUCGACGAGAAUCUCCGGCGGGAGGUCGUCAGGUAUGGCGAGUUCGUGCAGGCGGCCUACCACGGCUUCCACUCCAACCCCGCCACGUCAGUAGCGGACGGACCCGUGGCCCGCCACAUCGUCUUGCCGGAUAAAUCAUACAGGGUGACCAAGAGCCUCUAUGCCACGUCAUCUGUCGGGCUACCGGGUUGGGUGGACGACGUGGCGCCCCAACUCGGGUGGAUGACUCAGCGGUCUAGCUGGAUCGGCUACGUGGCGGUCUGCGAAAACGAGAGAGAGAUUGCGAGGAUGGGCCGCCGGGACAUCGUCAUUUCUCUGCGUGGGACAGCCACGUGCCUGGAGUGGGCCGAGAAUCUCCGAGCCGGCCAGGUGGGGAUCCCAACUGAUGAGGAGGGAUCCAACGGUGUGGAUCCCAAGGUCGAGUGCGGAUUCUGGAGCCUGUACAAAUCUGGUGGACCCCAACUCGCGAGCCUAUCAGAGAUGAUAGUUGAAGAGAUCCAACGGCUGCUCGAGCACUACAAGGGCGAGCCACUCAGCAUAACCGUAACCGGCCACAGCCUCGGCGCAGCGCUCGCCUUACUCGCCGCCGAUGAAAUCAGCACGUGCGCCGCACAAGUGCCGCCGAUCGCAGUCUUCUCCUUCGGUGGCCCGCGUGUCGGGAACCGUGGGUUCGCCAACCGGGUCAAGCGGAACGGAGUCAAGGUUCUCCGAAUAGUCAACUCUCAGGAUCUCAUCACACGUGUCCCGGGCAUGUUCGGCAGCGAGGACGACCAGCCAAACGUGCUGGAUGACAUGCCGUGGGCGUACUCGCACGUGGGAAGCGAGCUGAAGGUGGACAGCAGGAGCUCACCGUACCUAAAGCCGAAUGCUGACGUGGCAUGCUGUCACGACCUGGAGGCGUACUUACACCUGGUGGACGGGUUCCUUGCAUCCAACUGCCCUUUUAGGGCUAAUGCAAAGAGAAGCCUUGAAAGAUUAUUGCAUGAGCAAGGGUCCAACGUGAAGAAAUUGUAUACAAGCAAUGACCUGACGUUGAAUGUAGAGAGGGGGGUAAAUGUCACUCCCAAUUGCUUGGCCAGUCCAUCAUGACUUGUUUUUGUUUAAAAAUCUAGGAUUCAUGGGUCUAUACACUAAGGUUAGGUGGUGUAACAUGUCAAUUGAGAGCCCCUGUAUGUUUAUAUACGGUUAGGUGGCGUAACAUGCCAAUUUAGAGCCCCUGUAUGUUUAUAUACGGUUGUCACAAUGACGUUAUUUUUCAGUGAUUGUGAAUACGGUUAGGAGGGGGAAUGUUAUUUCCACCCCCUACAAUUGACGUUUUACACCAUUUUUCUUACGACUUUGAAUUAGUCAUUGGAGAGGGGUUAGAAAUAUCAAAUAUUCAAAGAUAUUCUUCCUUUCAUGUCU